UCUGCUUGGCGGGCGGUGUCCCGACGCAGGUGCUGGCCGGAGCGGAGCUAGCGGCGCUGACGAGACCGGCCGGGCCGGGACCAGGGCCCGGGCAAGCGGAGGGGCCUGCGCGGCCGCCCGGCCCGGCCGCGGAUCAGGCUCCUGGGACCAUGGACCUCGGGCCCUGAGGACGCGGGGCUCCCUGUGGCCAUGACGACGGGUGACUGCUGUCACCUCCCUGGCUCCCUGUGCGACUGCUCCGACAGCCCCGCCUUCUCCAAGGUCGUGGAGGCCACGGGCCUCGGGCCACCCCAGUAUGUGGCACAGGUGACUUCAAGGGACGGCCGGCUCCUCUCAACUGUCAUCCGGGCCUUGGACACACCGAGCGAUGGUCCAUUCUGCAGGAUCUGCCAUGAGGGAGCGAAUGGGGAGAGCUUGCUGUCUCCGUGUGGUUGCACUGGCACACUGGGCGCUGUGCACAAGAGCUGUCUGGAGAGAUGGCUUUCCUCAUCCAACACCAGCUACUGCGAGCUGUGCCACACGGAGUUUGCAGUGGAGAAGAGGCCCCGGCCCCUCACAGAGUGGCUGAAGGACCCAGGGCCUCGGACAGAGAAGAGGACACUGUGCUGCGACAUGGUGUGCUUCCUGUUCAUCACGCCUCUGGCCGCGAUCUCAGGCUGGCUGUGCCUGCGCGGGGCCCAGGACCACCUCAGGCUCCAUAGCCGGCUGGAGGCGGUGGGGCUCAUCGCCCUCACCAUCGCCCUCUUUACAAUCUACGUCCUCUGGACGCUGGUCUCAUUCCGCUACCAUUGCCAGCUGUACUCCGAGUGGAGAAGGACCAACCAGAAAGUGCGCCUGAAGAUCCGGGCCACCGAUGGCCCCGAAGGCACCCAGCACUCCCCUCUGGCAGCUGGGCUCCUGAAGAAGGUGGCAGAGGAGACGCCCGUGUGAAGGCCGGGCUGGCAGGGCCAGAGGCAGCUGGCGAUGCCCUGGCGUUUGGAAGGACAGAAACUGCCCGACCCUUCCCGCACGGCCGGAAUGCUUCUUAGGCCAAGAGAUGCCAAAGUGGAGCUGAUUCCAUGAUUCCCGUGUGAAGCUAUUCUCAGAUCGUCUUGCACACUCUGAUACACGAGGAGGACAGACGGACGUGGUCCCGAGCUUCGGAUGGAGCAGGCACCCUGAUCUCAUUCUGAGGUCUACCUGGCCCCUCCUGGGCCAGCAGCCAUGGCCAGAGGCGAGUCGCGGGCACCCAUCGAACUGGGAGGUUCUGCAAGCUUCUUGCACUUUUCUGCACCUGGCAGGCUCACAUUCCCGGCACCCUCAACUUUAUAAAGUUGCACCGUGUUUCAAAACCCACCCCCCCUACCCCACCCCACCCCCAAUGAAUAAAAGGAGCCCUUGCUGGACAAAACGGACUUGUCAGUCACGUUUCUGAGGCCUCAAAGUGAGGGUGCUGGGACCGAGGGGAGUCAGGACCACACAGAGGUAACAGCAGCAACAACCAAUGCUCUCGGCUGGUUUGAGGGAUCACAGGGCU
Balaenoptera acutorostrata (minke whale) is the source of this 1516-nucleotide messenger RNA. It is a transcript of the gene MARCHF2, whose product is annotated as membrane associated ring-CH-type finger 2. The record is from RefSeq and is a predicted model, not a curated record. The transcript is spliced from 5 exons. Gene Ontology annotation, molecular function: ubiquitin-protein transferase activity; zinc ion binding. The coding region runs from base 190 to 930 and encodes 246 amino acids. NCBI's taxonomy places the organism in Eukaryota, Metazoa, Chordata, Mammalia, Artiodactyla, Balaenopteridae. Gene Ontology annotation, biological process: protein ubiquitination.